CUGAUCAGAGCCACGUCGAAAAAAAAAGUGCGUCCACAAGGGUUCCAAGCCUCACAUUGUGUUGACGUCGACUCAGAUGUCCAUCGAAGAGAUUGUCGACGAGCAUGACCACGAGCAUGGCCAUGAUCACGACCACGACCAUGACCACGACCACGACCACGAAGAAGACCCCACUUCUGCUGCCGCCUUGGACAAAAUCCAAUCUCGAGCGGAACGCAAGGCCCGCAAGGCACUUCUUGGUCUUGGAUUAAAACGCGUACCCAACAUCACUCGCGUCACCCUCCGUCGCCCCAAAAACGUUUUGUUUGUCAUUGCUAGCCCCGAUGUCUACAAGGCCUCCAACAGUGACUGCUACAUUGUCUUCGGAGAAGCCAAAAUCGAGGACAUGAGCUCUCAGGCCGGUCUCGGUGCUGCUCAACAGCCCUACUCGGGUGGAAAUGCAACGGGAAUCCAGCAGACUCCCGCUGAGGAUGACGAUGAUGACGAUGAAGUGCCAGAGUUGGAGGCCGCAGAUGAUGAUGGAACCAUCGAUGAAACCGGCGUAGAAGCCAAGGACAUCGAGCUGGUUAUGGCUCAAGUCAACUGUUCGCGUGCAAAGGCAGUCAGGGCAUUAAAAGAGAACGGCGGCGAUCUGAUCAGUGCUAUCAUGGCUGCCAGUGAGUAG
Messenger RNA from Mycena indigotica, 664 nucleotides. Its product is annotated as NAC-A/B domain-containing protein. The record is from RefSeq and is a predicted model, not a curated record. NCBI's taxonomy places the organism in Eukaryota, Fungi, Basidiomycota, Agaricomycetes, Agaricales, Mycenaceae. Gene Ontology annotation, biological process: protein targeting to membrane. Gene Ontology annotation, cellular component: nascent polypeptide-associated complex; cytoplasm. The coding region runs from base 77 to 664 and encodes 195 amino acids. The transcript is spliced from 3 exons.